This is a messenger RNA of Plasmodium reichenowi, 4878 nucleotides long. RefSeq lists its product as hypothetical. NCBI's taxonomy places the organism in Eukaryota, Apicomplexa, Aconoidasida, Haemosporida, Plasmodiidae. Bases 1 to 4878 code for a protein of 1625 amino acids. The record is from RefSeq and is a predicted model, not a curated record. The transcript has a single exon. Gene Ontology annotation, molecular function: protein binding.
AUGGUGCAUCUUCAUAAAAUGAUAGACACAAAUAUUGAUAAAAGCAGUUCUAAUAUUUCCUUGGAAAGACAAAAGAAUAUGUCAUAUUUACAUAAGGAAAAUAAAGAUAUUCUAGAGAAUUUAAAUAUAUAUCAAGAUAAAUCUGUGCCAUGUGAAAAAUAUAAUGAUGAAUAUACUUUAGUUGGUACCAUGGAUGCGUCUAAUGGUUCUAUUAAGAAUGAUAAUUCUUAUGAUAAGUUGUAUGAAGAACUUUAUAUGAUCCGUUCCUUGAAUGUAGAUAUGGAUGAAGAAACGAAAAAGAAAAUGAUUAUUUAUAAGAAUAAUUAUAUUAAUGAAAAGGGAGAACAAAUAUACAAGAAAUGUAGAUUGGAACGAUAUAAUAAUUUGCAUAAUACAGAAUGUAUUGAUGAGCAAAAUGUGAGAGUACAUGAAGUAGAAUAUUCUGAUGAUAAUGAGAAAAAUGAAAAUGCCAUCAUUAGAGAAUACCAUCUUGUUAAGGAUAAUAUAACAAAUAAUCUUAUGGGUUUGAAAAAUCAAGGUAAUUUCUUAAGAAAUAAAAAUGAAGAAUUUGAAGAAUUAAAUGAUACGAAAACAAAUACAAAAUUUAAUGAAAAAUUUUGUGCAGAAAAUUUUUUGUCAUUAAUACAGACUUUUAAAAAUAACAUACGUAAGGAAAAGGUGUUAAAUGCUUGUAAUGAAAAUAUGAUUAAUUUAAAUGAACAAUAUUUAGAUGAUAAUAGGGACUUGGAAAACGAAUUAAAAAUGAAAGCAGAAAAAUAUAUAGAGGAUGAAAAGGGUCGUAUAUUAUUUGAUCAUAAUGAUAAUAUUGUAAAGGUUAAAGAUAACGACGAAAAGGGAAGAAGAAGAAAAAGAAAAAAAUAUAUGAAUCAAUACAAUGAUAAUAUAAAUAAACAAUCCAAAAUAUGCGAAGAAGAAAAAGUGGAUUUCACAAAAAAUUAUAACAUAAAUAAUGAACAAAAUAUUAUGUUACAUGAAAAAUAUAAUGACAACUCAUUUAAUUAUGAUAUAAAAAGAAAUAAUAAAAGUAAUAUGAAUAUAUAUAAUUAUAAUACAAAUGAUUUUAAAAAUAUAAAAAAUGAAGAGGAAAAUAUAAAUAAUAAUAUAAAUAAUAAUAUAAAUAAUAAUAUAAAUAAUAAUAUUUUAUCGAAAAAAAGAAAAACUGUAUCUUUUAGUAAUAUAAAUAUAGAUACAAAUAACCAAAUAUCAAACGCAUAUGAAAAUAAUAUAUCUUUUAAUAAUAGUAUGGAAAAUGACAACGUUAUAAAUAUACAUCAAACUAAUAUAUCACAGAAUCAAGAAGAAAUGAAUAAAAGAAAUGUUCAUCAAAUGAAAAGAAGGUGUUAUACAAGAAACAAUAGCACAAAUGUAAGUGAAUUUAUAAGUAAAGAAGUUCUUUAUAAUUUUAUUAAAAAUAUGAGUAAAGUUGCAAUGAAUCCGAAACAACUAGAUUCAUCAUGUAAUGAAAUGUAUGAAGCGAAAGAAAUAAAUGAGUUUUCCAAAGGUAAUAAAAGAAAUGUACCGAAUAAUACAAAAGAUAAUGAGGAUUUAAACAAUGACAAUAAUAAUAAUAAUAAUAUUAAUUGUUCUUAUAAAGAUGCACUUCAAUAUUAUUCAUCCAUACAUGAUAAGAAAAAUAGAGCAUUUAUCCAAAAUGAUGACGAUAAUACUAGUCGUUCAAAAGAAAAUGUUACAUUUUAUGAACACAAUAAUAAUAAUUUAAAAAAUAUAAACAAUAGCAUAUAUAAUAAUGAUGUAAAUAUUAACAAUACAAACGUAUUUAAUAAUAAAUAUCAUGAAAAAUAUAAUUACAUGAAUACACCUAAUAAUAUUAUGAACACUUAUAGAAAUAAUGAUAUACUUGAAGACAAAUAUAAAGAAUAUAAGAAACCAAAAGAAAAUACAAAUAAUUAUAAUUGUUCAGAUAAUAAUAUGAAUACGUCGUCUUUUAAUGAACAUUUUAAAUAUAUUAUUAAAAAUUAUAUUAAAAAUAAAAGUAAAGAUAAUUAUGCUUUUUUGAAUCAAAUGUUGGUAAAUAAUAAAAAUAAAAGGACAAGUAUUAAUAAUUCGGAGAAAGAGAAUCAUCUUAAGGAAAUUAUAAACAACAACAACAAUAAUAAUAAUAAUAAUUAUUAUUAUUAUCAUAAUAAUUAUCAUAAUAAUUAUCAUAAAAAUAAUGUAAAUAAUAACAAUUGCUAUAAUAAGGAUAAUUUUAAAAUAUUCAGUGGACCAGCAACAGAUAAAGAAAUUAUAAAUAAUUUUAUAUCUAAUAUAAAAUCUAUGGAGAAAGCAAAAGAAAAGGAAUGUGAAGCAGAAUAUAAUAAGUUUAUAAAUAAUAAUUAUAAUAUACGAACAAAUAGCUUUGAUAAUAAUAAUAAAAGUUGGAAUAAUAAUAAUUCCAAUAGAUCAGCUAUUGAAAGAUAUGUAUAUGAAAUUUUAAAUAAAUUUAAUCGUACAUAUUGUAAUGAACUAUAUAAAGAAAAGCAUGUGUAUCAAAAAGAGUCCAUACAAAAUGAUCUUACAAAAAAUUUAAAAGGAAAUAAUGAUUCUUUAUGUUCUUUUUUAAAUGAACAAUCUAAAAUAAAUGAACUAAAUAAUAAAGAAAUUGCACCUAGAGUUUCGAACUGUCUAAAUAUUCGAGAAUACAUAAAAUUAAAAAGAUUAUUACAUAUAUCAAAUGAAAUUCAAGACAUAAACCAAAAUAAAAAGGAUAUAGAAAAGAAGGAAGAAGAACAUAUACAUUAUAACACGGAAAAUGUUGAUGUAAUGAAUAAAACGAUCAAUAUAUUAAAUUGUGAUGAAAAUAAACCUAAUAAUAAUAGGAAGAAUAUAUAUGAUAUACCGGACAAUUUGAACAAUUCAAACAAUAUAAACAAUUUAAACAAUUCAAACAAUAUAAACAAUUCAAACAAUUUAAACAAUUUAAACAAUUCAAACAAUUUAAACAAUAUAAACAAUUCAAACAAUUUAAACAAUUUAAACAUUUCAAACAAUUUAAACAUUUCAAACAUUUCAAACAUUUCAAACAUUUCAAACAAUUUACAUAAUGAUCAUAAUUAUAGUAAAAUAACAGAAUCUAAUUUAACCGAAAUGUAUAAUGACUAUAUUAAUAUGUAUGGAAAUAAAAAAAAAAAAGAUUUUAUUAAAAUGAUAGAAAAUUCGUCCUUUGGACCUGCAGAAUAUGAUAACAAUUUUUCAAAUUAUAAAGUAUGUGAAGGAAUUAUAAACAAUUUUCUUAAUAAUAAAUCUAUGAAUUCAGAUGAAAAAAUGAAUCAGCAUGAUGUUAUGGAAAUAUUGGAGAAAUAUAAUAAUUAUUUGAAAUUAAGAAAUUAUAUUAUUCCAAAAAAUAUUUAUACUAUUUCAUGUGAUCAUAAAAAUGAAAAUAUAGGUUCUUGUAUUUAUUGUUCAAAAAUAAAUUUUAAGAUUUAUAAACCUUCUUCGCAAAAUGAUUAUUCAAAUGAAAGAAACAAUUUAGAAAAUAGUAAAAAUGAACAAGUAUUAAGGAAUCAUCUUUUAUAUAAUGAACUGUUCUGUAAUUAUCACAAACUUCAAAUAAAAAAGUUGAAUUAUUUAUCAUUAAACGAUAUUAAUAUGAAGACUGUGCGUGAUUUAGAUUUAGUUGGAUGUACGAAUACGAGUUGUUUCUUUCAUACAUAUCGUGUCACUAGUUGUAAUGAAAAAAAAUGCAUUAAUUGGAAUAAUAAUUAUGUUAAUUCUUGUAAUAUUGAAAGUACUGAUGAUGGUAAGGAUGAUAAUAAUGACAAAUUAAAUCGUGAUGAAUUAAAUGGUGAUAAUUUAAAUGGUAAUAAUUUAAAUGGUGAUAAUUCAAAUGGUGAUAAUUCAAAUAAUGAUCAAUUAAAUGGUGAUAAUUUAAAUAAUGAUCAAUUAAAUGGUUCUAAUAUAAAUAAUGAACUAAAUAAUAAGGAUGAACCUAACCAUAAACAAAAUAGUGCAUAUAAUAAUUCAUUGAAGAGUAUGAUAGAAAAAUUUCCAAAGGAAGAAAUAAAUGAAUUGUUUCUAAAAGAGUGCAUUAAUUCGUUUAGAUUUCAGAACAAUAAAAAUAUGAGAACAAAGGAAGUGUUAUUAGAUACUAAACAAUUAUUUAAUGACGAUAAUAAUUAUUUAAAAGAAAAUGUAUGCUUAGAAAAUGAUAAAGAAUAUAACAAGUGUUAUAUAAAUACACAUAAAAACAAAAAUACACCCAUUAAAGAUAUUAGAAAGAAUCAUAAUGUGAAUAGUCAUACGUUCCAUAUAAAUAAUAACACAAACAAUAAUGAAAAUAAUAAUGAAAUAACAUAUACUAAAGAGAAAUUAAAAGAUAUAAAAGAAUUAAUUAAUCUAUUAAAUCUACAUAAUGAUUCAAGAAUACCAAAUGAUUAUAUUAAUCAAAAACAAAUAUACGAAAAUAAAAAUAACAAUAAUAAUAAUAAUAAUAAUAAUAAUCGAAGGGCUACUAGCAAUUUUGUAAAUACUUAUAACACAAGAAUAAAUGUGCUUCCUUUUCAUAUGGAAAAUCGAGAAUUAUCUAGAACCUCUACCACAGUUUCUGUAGGUUAUAAAGCAAAUAUCCUUAAAAAUAAUCAAAACAAGAAAAAAAAUAGUAAAACUUUGGAUGUAGCAAAUAAAAGACCAAAUAAUAUACUUACUCAGGAACAAUGGGAAUAUAUAGAAAAAAUUAAAAACUACCUCUAUGCUACCUAUUUAAAAGAAAAGGAUAAGGAACACAAUCAUAUUUUAAAUUGUAAUAAAAAUAGUACAAAUACAAAUGAAAAAGAAAAAGAAAAAGAAAAAGAAAGUCAUAGUGAUAAUCAAAUCAAUGAACAUGUAAAACGAACAGAUGAUAAACAAAUGAGAUGUUGA